AUGCCCACCAUUGAAUAUCUUUAUGGUCCACCAGGACCACCCGGUCCAAUGGGUCCUCCUGGUCAACCAGGCAAACAUGGAGAGCGCGGCAUGGAUGGUCGCAAAGGUGAUACGGGAGAGAAAGGCCAAAAAGGUGACCAGGGACCAAUGGGUUUACCGGGUCCUAUGGGUAUGCGUGGUGAUUCUGGACCAGUUGGUCCCUCAGGCAAAGCUGGUUUACCGGGCCCACCAGGUCUAGAUGGCAUGAAGGGCGCUCAAGGUGAAACUGGACAUAAAGGUGAACGCGGCGACCCAGGAUUGCCGGGCACCGAUGGCAUACCCGGUCAAGAGGGGCCGCGCGGUGAGAAGGGCUCACGUGGCGAUGCUGGACCACCAGGAAAACGCGGACGCAAAGGGGAUCGCGGUGACAAAGGCGAGCAGGGCGUGCCUGGACUAGAUGCGCCCUGUCCGCUGGGCUCAGAUGGCCUACCAUUGCCGGGUUGUGGUUGGCGACCACCAAAGGAGCCUGUCAUCUCCACGCCCAUACACAAAGACUACCUACCCGAUGUAACAGCGCCUGAAAGCAAUACAAGCGACUAUGAGGCGGAAGAGGAAGAAGAUGAGCAGAAUGAGGCUGAGGAGGAAUACGAUGAAUAUGCAGAUAAUUUGCACAAUAAUGAUUGAAUAAGUGUACAAACACUAAAGAAUAGCAACGACGACAAUGCAAAAUCUCUGAAAGUUGCGAAACCAGCGAAUUAGCAAUCUGUAAAAAAAAAUAAGCAGCGAAAUUCGAUUUUAAAUCACCCGCUUUAUAUGUAAUUAUAAUAUGUAGUUAUACCGAAAAUAGUAAUUCCUUUAAUUUUGUCGUUAACCACAUUUUCUUUCACUUAAAGAGUUUAUACUUUUUAAUUAUUUAUUGUAUUUUUAAUUUUACUAAAUAAAAACUUAAUAUAAGCGCUUAGUUAAAAUAAUAUUUUGUAAGACUUAACAUUUCUUGUUGGAUUAUGGUUUAAAUUAACGCACUUAACAAAUCAAACUGACUCUGCAAAAGCAGUUCACUGUACCAACUGUACAGCUUACAGCACUAUCUUCAAAUUUUUGGUUGUGGAUUUACAAAACAUUCAAAAAAGAAAAUUGGCAGCAGUGGUUAAAGGAAGAACUAAAUUCCAUACAGAGGCCUGCACGAAAUUAAAAUUAGUCCAGCAGCAUUUUGUAUCAGAUUCUUCACAAAUUGUACUACUUCAAACUGCAACUAAUUUCAAUAUACAUACCUACAUACUUCAUCCGAAGUAUAAAACGAAAUCGAAACGUUGUCUAAAUACGUAUAAAAAAUAGUGCAGCAUUAAACCCAGAUGAAUCUCUAAAUCGACCUACCUGAUCGCUAUGCUCAAUUUAUUAGACUUAAUGACAAAUGAAGGGCUUAGAAUCAAAAGGAGUUAAGUAGAUCUGACAUUUUUUUUUAGAUAAUUAAGGUUAAAGUUGAUUACUUAUUGUAAAUUCUGGGUAAAUACAUUUGAAAUGAUUUUUGCCUAAAUGAAUGCA
Molecule: messenger RNA, 1521 nt
Organism: Rhagoletis zephyria (snowberry fruit fly)
Lineage: Eukaryota; Metazoa; Arthropoda; Insecta; Diptera; Tephritidae
Product: collagen alpha chain CG42342-like
Source: RefSeq, a predicted model, not a curated record